AUGCGUCUCUCUACUCCCGCUGCCCUUGCCGCAGCUGCAGUCCUUUCUGGGACUGUCAAGGCUGAUGCUCAGGCUGUCCUGGCCGAGGACAGCUCCUCUGCCACAAGUGUCGCCGGUGAUUCUCCAUCACCUAAGACGGAUCUUCCAACUCUCCCCACUUUCACCCCUUCCACUAUCAAAGCCGACUUCGUGGAGCAGUUCACAGACGAUUGGGAGGCAAGAUGGAAGCCGUCCCACGCCAAAAAGGACACCAAGGGUUCCGACAAGGAUGAGGAGUGGGCAUAUGUUGGAGAAUGGGCUGUGGAAGAGCCACGAGUCUUCAAGGGAAUGGAGGGUGACAAGGGCUUGGUUGUGAAGAACGCUGCUGCGCAUCAUGCCAUCUCUGCCAAGUUCCCUAAGAAGAUCGAUAACAAGGGCAAGACUCUCGUGGUUCAAUACGAGGUCAAGCUCCAAAACGGACUUGAGUGUGGUGGUGCUUACUUGAAGCUCCUCCGGGACAACAAGGCUCUCCACCAGGAUGAGUUCUCCAAUACCUCCCCCUACGUGAUCAUGUUUGGACCCGAUAAGUGUGGCUCCACCAACAAGGUUCACUUGAUCAUCAACCACAAGAACCCCAAGACCGGCGAGUAUGAAGAGAAGCAUUUGGCAUCGGCCCCAUCGGCCCGUAUUGUCAGGACUACCGAGCUCUACACUUUGAUCAUUCAUCCUAACAACACUGCUAUCAUCAAAUUGAACAACGAGCAAGUCAAGGAGGUCAACCUCCUCGAGGACUUCUCCCCAGCUUUCAACCCCCCCAAGGAGAUUGAUGACGUGAAGGACACCAAGCCAGACGACUGGGUUGAUGAGGCCAGAAUCCCAGACCCCGAGGCCAAGAAGCCAGAGGACCACGAUGAGGAUGCCCCAUACGAGAUCGUUGACGAGAAUGCUACCAAGCCUGAGGACUGGCUUGACAACGAGCCUGUCACCAUCCCCGACCCAGAGGCCACCAAGCCCGAGGACUGGGAUGAUGAGGAAGAUGGAGACUGGGUCGCCCCAACCGUCAGCAACCCCAAGUGUGAGGAGGUAUCUGGUUGUGGAAAAUGGGAGAAGCCGAUGAUCAAGAACCCGGCGUACAAGGGGAAGUGGACCGCACCAUACAUUGACAACCCGGCCUACAAGGGUGCCUGGGCCCCCCGCAAGAUCAAGAACCCCGACUACUACGAGGACAAGCACCCGUCCAACUUGGAGCCCAUGGGAGCCAUCGGCUUCGAGAUCUGGACCAUGCAAAACGACAUCCUCUUUGAUAACAUCUACAUUGGUCACUCCGUCGCCGACGCUGAGAAGUUCGCCGACGAGACUUUCAAUGAGAAGCACCCGGUUGAGCAAUUGAUUGAGCUUGCCGAGAAGCCAAAGGCGGAUGAUUCCAAGCCCGCCAAGUCCCCAUCCGACCUUGUCUUCAAAGAUGACCCUGUCCACUACGUCAAGGAGAAGCUUGAUCUCUUCUUCACCAUCGCCCAGAAAGACCCUAUCCAAGCCAUCAAGUUCGUGCCUGAGGCUGCCGGUGGGCUCGCCGCGGUCUUCGUCACCCUCAUCGCUCUCAUCAUCGGUAUCGUCUCUUCCAGCGGCUCGUCGACUCCUCCUCAAGUCAAGAAGGCUGCCGAGAAGGCCAAGGCCACUGCCGUGGACGCUAAGGAGAAGGUCGUAGAAGCUGCCGCAUCUGGAGUAGAUAAGGCUAAGGCCGAGAAGCGUGCGACUCGCAGCAGUUCAUAG
Drepanopeziza brunnea f. sp. 'multigermtubi' MB_m1 is the source of this 1749-nucleotide messenger RNA. RefSeq lists its product as uncharacterized. The record is from RefSeq and is a predicted model, not a curated record. Gene Ontology annotation, cellular component: endoplasmic reticulum; endoplasmic reticulum membrane. Gene Ontology annotation, biological process: protein folding. Lineage: Eukaryota; Fungi; Ascomycota; Leotiomycetes; Helotiales; Drepanopezizaceae. Gene Ontology annotation, molecular function: calcium ion binding.